UGCGAAGCCAUCAACAUGGCCGCCGCGUCCCAGAAUGCAACGCGCCGCCCAAGCCCUAUAAUAGUGCGAGAAAUGCGAGUGCCCCCCUGUUUCAUUUCUGUUCAUCGGCUUAGGAGUGUUGCGCCCACACCUGUACCAGCAAUGGAUUCGUUUAAGACUCUACUCAAGUUCCUCACCAAUAAGAAGUCCUCUAUCGGGUACUGCUUCAUGGCUGUUGUGACAAUAGGUAGAGAACAAAUUUUUGCCUUUGUGUCUUUCCAGUGUCCAUGCAACCGUAGUCAGAAUUUUGCCUAUGGAUUAACUUUUCUGCUUGGCCCUGCUGUUGUUUUGUUGGCGAUUGGUCUCUUUGUUUGCACACGUCUUUGGCGGUUAUAUACAGGGUGUUGUCUCAACCCUUCCAAACUCUGCCCCAGUGGUAACUUUGUGGGAUGCGCAAAAGUGAUUGUAAAAGUGCUGUGUGGAGCCUGCAUUGCCCCUGUCAUGUGGCUUAGUGUAGCACUGUUAAAUGGAACUUUUUAUGAGUGUGCUGUUAGUGGCCUGGAUGAAAAUGUGCUGGUGCAAAUUAUCUGCAAAAACAAGACCCGUAUAUGCCAGGACGAGUUGCCCAGAGUGCCCUGCAGCAAGUCCCAGCUUCCUGAGAAAGAAAACACGGAACUGCUGUUGAUGUUGAGAGCCCAGUCACAGAUCCUCGGCUGGUCCAUCAUUAUCAUAUCGGCAACCGUAUUACUAAUUGGGAAUUGCUUUAAAAACUGUCGCUCUCAAGUAAGCUACCUUCAGUUAACUUUCCAGAAGAUCUACACGGAGAACGAAAGGGAACAGUUUGAGUUGUUUGCAGAAGAUUUUGCUACCAAACUGGCAGAGAGAAACCUCAAGAGUUUCUUCGACAACAAAAGUCCCGAACCUUUUCCCUUACCAAAUCACAAGGCCUGGAAGGAGAUCUCUACUAUAUACACUUUUAAGAAAAGUGAACCAUACGACAGCACACUGCAGAGAUAUGUAGAGUGCACUUAUCUUGACAGCCCUGAGAAGCAACUUUUUAUGGAGGGGGAAGAUGGCAAAGAGGUGGUAUAGAACACUACAUGGACUGGUAACUUUAGAGAGAACAUUUUUAAGUUGACCUGGAAGACAAAAAGCCACUGUGAAUCAAGACAGAAUUAUAUUUUUGUUUGGUAGUUACAACCUGUUCUGACAGUUUUUAGAAAUGUUGUUUUACCCAUUGAGGAAGUGGUCGUAGUGCUAUUCAAACUUUGUGUAAUUUAAUACUUUUAUAUCAGUAAACCAACACAGGCCUCAAGCCCUAGGGGUUUCACACAUUUGAGUGACACUUUUAGUAACAACAUCCAAUUUGCAUAGCAUACUACUAAAAAUGUCAAAAAAUGAAUCACAUUCUCAAGGCAAUUGUCAUUUAGCCCUUGUGCACUCUUUGAAUCAAUAGCUCUCUUAUGCCUAUCUACAUUUUAAAACCUUCUUCACAAUAUUCUUAUAAAACAGACAGUGUGCAACUUUUAUGCACUUCUGUAUAGUAUUGAUAAGUAAAUGUCCAGCACAAUAUUGAUUACCUCUACAAUAAGGUCUCAUUGUACUUAUGCCAACCAACUAAAUCUAGAACAUGGAAACCACAUUUCUUAUUUCCUCUGUAGGUUUUAAGCAGAAGACCUGACAAACAGGAAACCACAUGCAGUGUCCCCGACACUCAUUUCCUCAGUAGUUUAUACCCAGAGAUUAGUUCUGAAUGGGCCUCUGUGAUCAAAAUGAGUUUAUCUUAGCAAAAAAAUUACAAAUUAAAAACCAACAACAAUAAAAAAGGGCCAGGACCAAUUACAAUAUAAUGUCAUAAAUAUUACACAUAGUAAGGUUGUGGUUUCAGACAUGUUUGUGGUAUGCUUUUCCUGCACUGUUGUGAAAGAGAAGUACAUAUGCCAACAACUAUAUUAAUGUAUAUUAAACUGUUAUUCAAUGUAAGACUGUUUAUAGUUAAGUGUGCAAUAAAUAUUGAUUGGAACGAAGUAACAAAAUGUAGCAUAAUAACUAAUGACAAUGGAACUGAGUCUGAGCCACAGAGCAUUGCCCUUGUGUACAAACCUGAGUCUGAGCUUGACUCAAGGUCUUUCCUUUAAAGGAUAGGGGCAAUGGCAAAAACUACAAUAACAAACACUCAGUCCAUCUGCCUCAACUGAUUUAAAAGUAACAUAUAAAUAAACAAAUUGUUUAUGCAUGUGCA
Molecule: messenger RNA, 2221 nt
Organism: Carassius gibelio (silver crucian carp)
Lineage: Eukaryota; Metazoa; Chordata; Actinopteri; Cypriniformes; Cyprinidae
Product: calcium homeostasis modulator protein 5
Exons: 2
Coding region: 16-1071 (351 amino acids)
Molecular function (GO): monoatomic cation channel activity
Source: RefSeq, a predicted model, not a curated record